AGCCCAUGACACUUUACUCUGUAACCACCACCUCUCUCCCUCUCUCUAUCCAGCGAAACAGAUUUUUACGUUUUCGAAAAACUUCCAGAUAAGUGAGUCUUCUACCAGCAGUUGAGUGGUUUCCGGGUGAGCCAUGGCGAUUGCCGACCGGAGAAAGUCACACUCCGAUGUGAAGUUGUUCAGGCUUUGUCCGUUUUGGCAGACUGGGACCAACUCCUCGUCUUCUUCUUCUUCCACGCAGAACCUCAAUAGCAGCCACCGCGGUAACCGACAAGUGGAGGCGAACGGUAAGUCUUCCAAAACGGUUUCUUCGGUGGCGAGAUCGCUUCUUCCUCCUCGGCGGAGGCUCCGGCUCGAUCCACCCAACCACCUCUACUUCCCUUAUGAACCCGGAAAACAGGUGAAAAGUGCAGUCAGGUUGAAAAAUACAAGCAGGUCUCAUGUAGCUUUCAAGUUUCAAACCACUGCACCUAAGAGCUGCUAUAUGCGUCCUCCUGGCGGUAUCCUCGCUCCUGGAGAAAGCAUUAUUGCAACUGUGUUCAAGUUUGUGGAGCAUCCAGAGAACAAUGCAAAACAAGUAGACCCGAAGAGCAAGGUUAAAUUUAAGAUCAUGAGUUUGAAGGUGAAAGAAGGAAUGGACUUUGUACCUGAGCUGUUUGAUGAACAGAAGGAUGAGGUGACAGUUGAGCGGGUUUUGCGUGUGGUAUUUUUGGACGUAGAGCGUCCUAGUCCUGUUACCACAAAGGCAUUGGAGAAACUGAAGCGUCAGUUGGCUGAAGCUGAGGCUGCUCUCGAAGCGCGCAAAAAUCCUCCAGCAGACACUGGCCCCCGAGUUGUUGGGGAAGAUAUGGUCAUAGAUGAAUGGAAAGAGCGAAGGGAGAAGUAUCUGGCCCGACAACAGGUUGAAGCAGUUGACUCUGUGUAGCCAAUGCUUGUUCUUACUAUCAUUUCCUUUUUUGUCUGAUCGUCAUUGGGAUCCUUCGAUGUGUGGUUGUAUAUUGAGGCGUACUCGAGGGAUGGAAAUUAUGCAUCAUAUGAUGAUUGCCAUGCCACAAUUUGUCCAUGAGGGGUAUGGAUUUCCGGUACUGGUUGAUGGGCUGAGUCAUCCUAGAUGUAGAUAACAUAUUUUGUUGUAUCAUAAUAAGCUAUGCUAUAAGAGAAGCAUAUGUAGUCAUCCUUUCACUCUAUUCACGGUCAAAUUUGAUCAAUAAUUAUGAUUUUAGGCCUCCUAGUUUUGUAAUCCUUGUGCAUAUUUAUGGAAUGUAAUGCUGUAUAUGUAUUUGGAUUUCCUGGA
Tripterygium wilfordii is the source of this 1294-nucleotide messenger RNA. RefSeq names its product vesicle-associated protein 4-1-like. Gene Ontology annotation, biological process: endoplasmic reticulum membrane organization. The record is from RefSeq and is a predicted model, not a curated record. Gene Ontology annotation, cellular component: plasma membrane; endoplasmic reticulum membrane. NCBI's taxonomy places the organism in Eukaryota, Viridiplantae, Streptophyta, Magnoliopsida, Celastrales, Celastraceae. The coding region runs from base 134 to 925 and encodes 263 amino acids. The transcript has 7 exons.